ACUCUGUUUUCUUGGAAAGUGUCUUCACUCUCUCUCUCUCGCCCUUUCCCUUCGAAACGACUCUCUCUCUCUCUCAAGCCCGAGAGCCAAAGGGGAACAGCCUUCGUAGGUGUCAUUAGCCUCACAGAUCCGCCAUUUAGGAGUAGAUCUGAACCCCCCGAUCUUCCCACCGUGGAUUCCAGCCCUUGACCUCAUUCAUGAAUCGAGAUUUAGGGUUCCUGUGAAAAUAUUUUCUGCCACUUGGGUUUUCUAUCUACUCAUUCCAGGUUAGCUUGCUUCAUCUAAUGUCUACAUUUCCGGUUAAUGUGAUCAUGUGGAUGGCAAGUUUUUCUGCCUGGACCUCUAUGCCUUUUGGGUCCUCCCAUGACUAUGCUGUUGAUUUUGUGGCGAAUAAUUGAGAAGGCGGUGGUAUCAAUGUAGUGUUUUCACAUGUCAUAUGAGAUGCAGUGCAAUACACUGAAGCUGCUCUAUGUGUUGAUGAGCAUUUUUGGAAGAUAAAAAGCGCUGCAUUUAUUUAGUAUAUUUAGAGGAAGUUCAGAAACCACAUAUUAGAAUGGGGCGUCCAAAGCUUCAGACUGGUAUUAAGGCAAUAGAGGAAGAGCGUAGUGAAGACUGUGAAUGCACGUCUAAUAGAGGGGCUCUUGCCUGUAUGGUGAACUCAGAAGUUGGGGCUGUAUUGGCAGUGAUGAGAAGAAAUGUUAGAUGGGGUGGUCGUUAUAUGGCAGGAGAUGACCAGUUGGAACACACCUUAGUUCAGUCUCUUAAAGCAUUGAGGAGGCAGAUCUUCUCAUGGGAUCAGAAUUGGCAAUCAAUUAACCCAGCUGUUUACCUCAAACCAUUUUUGGAUGUGAUUAGAUCUGAUGAAACUGGUGCCCCCAUCACAGGAGUUGCUUUAACUUCUGUUUACAAGAUUCUAUCCCUUGAGAUAUUUGAUCUAAAUACAGUGAAUGUAGAAGAAGCAAUGCAUUCGAUAGUGGAUGCAGUGACAAGUUGUCGAUUUGAGGUGAUAGAUCCUGCCUCUGAAGAGGUGGUAUUAAUGAAGAUACUCCAAGUUCUUUUGGCUUGCAUGAAGAGUAAGGCAUCAGUGGUUUUGAGUAACCAGCAUGUGUGUACCAUAGUGAAUACAUGCUUUCGUAUAGUUCAUCAAGCCGGAACCAAAGGGGAGUUGUUGCAAAGAAUAGCUCGACACACGAUGCAUGAGCUCAUUAGGUGUAUUUUUGCACAUUUGCCGGAUAUUGAGUGCACGGAAGGGAGUUCGUUGAGUAAUGGGAAUGCCGCAUUUAUCAAAUCUGAUGCCCUGGUGGGUGAGAAAGAUUACACUUUUGUCUCUAAGAAAUCAGAAAAUGGAAAUGGGAGUCUUGAUCCUGAAAACCCGCCAGUCUCAGUUGGGUUUGCUACUAAUGCUUCAGGGAACUCGGUGGCAAGUUUGGCUGAUGAUAAUGUGAUAGGAAUUGGGAGCAGUAAUGAUGGGGCAAGUGAUGGUCAUCUUAUGACUGAGCCAUAUGGUGUUCCAUGCAUGGUGGAGAUAUUCCAUUUCUUGUGUUCCCUACUCAAUUUCGGUGAGCACGUUGGGAUGGGGCAGAGGUCAAACACCAUAGCAUUCGAUGAAGAUGUGCCACUAUUUGCUUUGGGCUUAAUAAACUCUGCAAUUGAAUUGGGGGGCCUUGCAAUAGAACGCCAUGCCAAGCUAUUGUCGCUGAUACAAGAUGAGCUCUUUCGAAAUCUCAUGCAGUUUGGAUUGUCAAUGAGCCCACUGAUUCUCUCGAUGGUAUGCAGUGUGGUGCUCAAUCUGUAUCACCAUUUGCGAACAGAGUUGAAGCUUCAGCUUGAGGCUUUCUUCUCGUGUGUGAUAUUGAGGCUGGCACAAAGCAGGUAUGGGGCUUCAUAUCAGCAGCAGGAGGUGACCAUGGAGGCCCUUGUCGAUUUUUGCAGGCAAACCUCGUUCAUGUCUGAGAUGUAUGCAAACUUUGAUUGUGACAUCACUUGCACCAAUGUUUUUGAAGACCUUGCAAACCUUUUAUCCAAGAGUGCCUUCCCUGUAAAUUGCCCUCUAUCUGCCAUGCAUAUUCUUGCUUUAGAUGGCUUGAUUGCAGUUAUUCAGGGUAUGGCUGAGAGGGUUGGCUCCUCUCAAUCUUUAGAGCAGGGAAUAGUAGGAGAUCUUGAAGAAUAUAAUCCUUUCUGGACAGUGAAGUGUGAGAACUAUAGUGAUGCUUCUCAAUGGGUGGGCUUUGUGCGUCGAAGGAAGUUCAUAAAGAGGAGGUUGAUGAUUGGUGCUGACCACUUUAACAGGGACCCGAAGAAAGGGCUAGAGUUUUUACAGGGAACCCAUCUUUUGCCUGAUAAGCUUGAUCCACAAAGUGUGGCAUGCUUUUUCAGGUACACAGCAGGGUUGGAUAAGAACCUUGUUGGCGAUUUUCUCGGAAACCAUGAUGAUUUUUGUGUUCAAGUGCUUCAUGAAUUUGCUCGAACAUUUGAUUUUGAAGACAUGAAUUUGGACACUGCACUUCGAUUGUUCUUGGAAACUUUCCGAUUACCAGGAGAGUCCCAGAAGAUACAGAGGGUUCUUGAGGCUUUCUCGGAGAGAUACUACGAGCAAUCACCCCAUAUUUUGGCGGACAAAGAUGCAGCGCUCUUGUUAUCGUAUUCUCUCAUUAUGCUCAACACUGAUCAGCAUAAUGUGCAAGUUAAAAAGAAGAUGACAGAAGAGGACUUCAUCCGAAAUAAUCGUCAUAUCAAUGCUGGGAAAGACCUCCCACGGGAAUUUCUCUCUGAUCUUUAUCAGUCUAUAUGCAAGAAUGAGAUUAGGACUUCACCUGAGCAAGGUGCUGGGUUCCCAGAAAUGACUCCUAGCCAUUGGAUCGACCUCAUGAAGAAAUCAAAGAAGACUCCACCUUACAUUGUCUGUGAUUCUCAAGCCUUUCUUGAUCACGAUAUGUUUGCUAUCAUGUCGGGUCCAACUAUUGCAGCAAUAUCAGUGGUUUUUGAUCACGCAGAGCAAGAGGAGGUCUUCCAAACUUGUGUUGGUGGGUUCUUGGCAGUGGCAAAAAUCUCAGCUAGCCACCAUCUUGAAGAUGUGCUUGAUGACUUGGUCGUAUCACUAUGCAAAUUCACCACUCUCUUGAACCCUGUUUCAUCGGUUGAGGAGCCUGUUAUUGCCUUUGGAGACGACACAAAAGCCAGGAUGGCAACCAUCACUGUGUUUACUAUAGCAAACAGGUUUGGAGAUUACAUACGCACAGGAUGGAGGAACAUACUUGACUGUAUCUUGAGGCUUCACAAGCUUGGCCUUCUCCCUGCUCGAGUAGCCAGUGAUGCAGCUGAUGAUACUGAGCUGUCUACUGAUCCUAUUCAUGGAAAACCUGUUUCCUCAACUUCUUUGACUGUGUCUCAUAUACCACCCAUUGGAACCCCUCGAAGGUCUUCAGGGUUAAUGGGUCGGUUUAGUCAGCUCUUAUCUCUUGAUGCAGAAGAACCCAGGUCUCAACCAACUGAACAACAACUUGCUGCUCAUCAACGAACUCUCCAAACAAUACAGAAGUGCCACAUUGAUAGCAUUUUCACUGAGUCUAAGUUUUUGCAGGCUGAUUCAUUGCUUCAGCUUGCAAAGGCUUUGAUUUGGGCGGCUGGUAGGCCACAAAAGGGGGGGAGCAGCUCUCCUGAAGAUGAAGAUACAGCAGUGUUUUGCCUUGAGCUACUGAUUGCCAUCACAUUGAACAAUCGAGACAGGAUUGUGCUUCUAUGGCAAGGUGUUUAUGAGCACAUAGCAAGCAUUGUGCAAUCUACAGUUAUGCCCUGUGCUCUUGUGGAAAAGGCUGUAUUUGGUCUUUUGCGCAUUUGCCAAAGGCUUCUCCCCUAUAAGGAAAACCUAGCUGACGAGCUCCUGAGGUCACUGCAAUUGAUAUUGAAGCUUGACGCAAGAGUAGCCGAUGCAUAUUGUGAACAUAUUACGCAAGAUGUGAUGAGAUUGGUAAAGGCAAAUGCAUCUCAUAUUAAGUCUCAAAUGGGGUGGCGAACCAUUUCAUCGCUUCUCUCCAUUACGGCUAGGCACCCUGAGGCCUCUGAACCUGGGUUUGAGGCCCUCACCUUUGUCAUGGCUGAGGGGGCUCAUCUCACAAGGGCUAACUACUCCUUGUGCUUGGAUGCUUCACGCCAGUUUGCUGAAUCAAGAGUUGGGCUUACCGACCGGUCCUUACGAGCCCUUGACCUCAUGGCUGACUCGGUCACAUGCCUAGUGAAGUGGGCUCGUGAGGCCAAGGAGGCGGGCGAAGAUGCUGGUCAAGAAAUAGGGGAAAUGUGGCUUAGGCUUGUGCAAGGGCUUAGGAAAGUGUGUUUAGAACAGAGGGAAGAGGUGAGAAACCAUGCCCUCUCUGCCUUGCAGAGGUGCCUCACUUCCGCUGAAGGGAUGGGACUUGCACCUGCCUUGUGGCUUCAAUGCUUUGAUUUGGUUGUGUUCACGAUGCUUGAUGAUUUGCUCGAGAUUGCUCAGGGCCACUCCCUCAAGGAUUAUCGAAAUAUGGAGGGAACUCUUCGUCUAGCUGUGAAAUUGUUAUCCAAGGUCUUUCUUCAGCUUUUGCACGAGCUUUCUCCACUACCUAACUUUUGUAAAUUGUGGCUUGGUGUUCUUGGUCGAAUGGACAAGUACAUGAAGGCCAAGAUAAGGGGAAAAAAGACAGAGAAACUUCAGGAAGAGGUCCCGGAGUUGCUAAAGAACAUGCUAUUGGUGAUGAAAGCAAAGGGGGUGCUUGUGCAGAGAAGCACUCUUGGUGGUGAUAGUUUAUGGGAGCUUACAUGGCUCCAUGUUAAUGGAAUUGCCCCUUCUUUGCACUCUCAAGUGUUUCCUGAUCAGGAAACGGAGCAAGAGGUUAAGGUGGCUGAUACCCAAAGUCCUUUACAUAGGAGUACUGAUUCUUCUGCGGCGGUCAGUGAUGGUUCUCCGGCUGCUGGAGAAAGUAAUGCAAGAUGAGGUGGCUGGAUCACAAUUUUGAAAUCAAUAUACUGUUUGUCUAGCUCAAUGUAUUCAAAAAUUAGACUUUUGAAGUGAGUUGACAUUGAAGAGGAACCAGUCAUUGCCAUGCUGGAAUUUCUAUUAGGAGCAAACAUGAGGAGGUCAAAUGUAAAUGUAUGUGUGGAUACAGAAGGCUUAUUUUGGUGAAGUCCUUUCUAUCUCCGAGAAAGGAAUGUGCGGUCUUUUUUUGCUGGAAACAAGAAUUCGUCUAGAGAGAGAACCGAUGGAUCUUACGAAACAGGUCUACUAAGAGAAAACAGAUGCAAACUCCUCCCAUAAGAAUCUGAAUGAUGUGGAUUGCCAUGCUAAAUUGGAAGUUGUCGUAGCCAAUUGGAUCAUCUCAUUUGUAAGGUCCUAAUUUGAUUGGAUAUGGGGCCUAAUGCUUAGGUUUGUGCUCUUGGGGAACAAAGAGAGCAGAUAUCACAAUAGUGAAAAGAGGUUUGGAUUGGGUUUUUCUGUUUAAAUGUACGCUUAAUUUCUUAUUUACGUUCUUUCGCCUCUUAAUCUUGUCAAAAAGGAAAAGAAAAGGAAAAAAAUACCGAAAGACCACCCAAGGAAUGUUCUGUGAACUUAUAGUGAACUUAGUCAUCUUGUUUGUUUGUUUGGGUGAAGUUUAUAUAAGGCGCCCUCCUUAUAAGCA
This is a messenger RNA of Amborella trichopoda, 5645 nucleotides long. RefSeq names its product sec7 domain-containing protein (gene GN). Gene Ontology annotation, biological process: regulation of ARF protein signal transduction. Gene Ontology annotation, molecular function: guanyl-nucleotide exchange factor activity. NCBI's taxonomy places the organism in Eukaryota, Viridiplantae, Streptophyta, Magnoliopsida, Amborellales, Amborellaceae. The record is from RefSeq and is a predicted model, not a curated record.